ACCAUUUCUCUUUCUAUUCUCUCUCCGGCCAACCAACAUCCAUGAUCCAUCCACCAUUGCCAUUGUCAUGUCCCCGCCACAAACCAUGCCUCCUCCUCCUUCUUCCGCCAUCAACAACCACCAUGUUCAUCCUCAUGUUGCAGAGCCACCAGCAAAUCCAACGGUAGGCACAAGGGUGGCAGGGAUAUUGCUUAAAUGGAUAAACUGUGGGAAACGUUGGCGACCAAGAUGGUUUGUGUUACAAGAUGGUGUGCUUUCCUACUACAAGAUUCAUAGCCCCAUUGCCACCAAAGAAGCCGAUAAAGAAUGCCGGAUCAUUGGUACUCAUAAUCACAAUCCCCGCCAUGUUAAUCAUCCUCACCACCGCAAGCCGCUUGGUGAACUUCAUCUCAAGGUAUCAUCUAUUUGUGAAAGUAGAUCGGAUGAUAGACGAUUUUCAAUAUUUACGGGAACAAAAGGGAUGCACUUGAAAGCGCACACACGGGAAGAUCAAAUGGAAUGGAUGGAAGCUUUAAAGGCAGUGAAGCGGAUGUUCCCACGAAUGUCUAACAGCGAAUUGUUGAACCCUAUAACCAGUGUUACAACAGUGUCUACAGAAAAGCUAAGAGCACGACUAUUGCAAGAAGGUGUAAAUGAGGCAAUCAUUCAAGAUGCCGAAAGGAUUAUGAGGAAUGAGUUUUUAAUAAUGCAAGAUCAACUCGCACUUCUUCGGAAAAAAGUCGCACUUCUCAUUGAAACUUUAGAUAUGUCAUAG
This is a messenger RNA of Lactuca virosa, 754 nucleotides long. The record is from the annotation of a GenBank genome assembly. Lineage: Eukaryota; Viridiplantae; Streptophyta; Magnoliopsida; Asterales; Asteraceae.